CACUGUGACGCUAACGUUGGUAAAGCUGAUGCAAGUUGAAUGAAUCGAAGAGUAAGCGAUCUGUGAAACUCGAAACGGUAGAAAAUGACAGAUCUUCAAGGAGUUGGGUCACCUGAUCUGACAUCCACAGACCUUUACGAAAAGUUGAAUGCGCAAGGAGAAAAAGUCAGAACUCUGAAGUCGGAAAAGGCCCCGAAAGCUGAGAUUGAUGCUGCUGUACAGGAGCUUCUAAAAUUUAAAGUAGACUAUAAAACAGUGACCGGUCAAGAUUACAAGGCUGGCUGUCCACCAACCAACAUCAUUCCAAACAGUAAUGGCCCAGCGGUAGAGGAUGGAGAUGACCAGGUGGACCCCUGGAAUGUGUCAACAACUAGUGCCAAAGGAGUGGACUAUGAUAAGCUCAUCGUGAGAUUUGGCAGCAGUAAAAUUGACCAAGAACUGAUCGACAGAAUAGGCAGAAUCACUGGGCAAACUCCUCACCGUUUUCUCCGCAGAGGAGUCUUCUUUUCACAUAGAGACAUGCAACAGGUUCUGGACGCUUAUGAGAGCAAGAAGUCUUUCUUUCUCUACACAGGCAGAGGGCCUUCAUCAGAAGCAAUGCAUGUUGGCCAUCUUAUCCCCUUCAUCUUUACCAAAUGGCUUCAGGAUGUGUUUGACGUGCCUCUGGUCAUUCAGUUGACUGAUGAUGAGAAGUACCUGUGGAAGGACCUGACACAGGAGGAGUGUUAUCGGUUUGCUGUGGAAAAUGCUAAAGACAUCAUCGCCUGUGGAUUUGAUGUCAACAAAACAUUUAUCUUCUCUGACCUUGACUAUAUGGGGAUGAGCCCAUCAUUCUAUAGAAAUGUUGUGAAGAUUCAGAAACAUGUCACAUUUAAUCAAGUUAAAGGCAUCUUCGGAUUCACGGACAGUGACUGCAUUGGAAAGAUCAGCUUUCCUGCCAUACAAGCAGCACCUUCAUUCAGCAGUUCAUUCCCACAGAUUUUCAAUGACCGGAAGGAUUUACAGUGUCUUAUUCCCUGUGCUAUUGACCAGGACCCAUAUUUCCGUAUGACUCGAGAUGUAGCACCUCGGAUAAGCUACCCCAAACCUGCUCUGAUGCACUCCACCUUCUUCCCUGCCUUGCAAGGAGCUCAGACCAAAAUGAGCGCCAGUGACCCUAACUCUUCCAUCUUCCUGACAGACACGCCAAAACAGAUCAAAAACAAGAUCAACAAGCAUGCAUUUUCUGGUGGAAAAGACACUAUAGAGGAGCACAGAAAGUACGGAGGAAACCCAGACGUAGACGUAUCAUUUAUGUACCUAACCUUCUUCCUGGAAGAUGACUGUCAGUUGCAGAAAAUCCGACAGGAUUAUACUAGUGGAGCACUGCUGACCGGUGAACUGAAGAAGUGUCUUAUCGAGACCCUUCAGCCUAUGAUCGCAACCCACCAAGAGAGGCGCAAGCAAGUAACAGAUGAACUGGUCAAGCAGUUUAUGACCCCUCGAAAGCUAGAGUUCAACUUUUAAUUUGAAGGGGAAAAAAUGAGAGAUGAAAGGGACUGUUGGCUGUAAUUUUAAUCAUGCUUUAACUUAACUGCAGUAACCAAAUGGACAUUAUUUAGAAUCCACAAGGACAAGACAUACACUCAUGCCCUGUUGCUAAAAAUGAAACAUGCCAAAAUAUCAAUGUAAACAUAUCACAGCAAUGUUGUCUAACAUGAACAAAUGUCAAAUAAAAUGAAUGCUUUA
Electrophorus electricus (electric eel) is the source of this 1728-nucleotide messenger RNA. RefSeq names its product tryptophanyl-tRNA synthetase 1 (gene wars1). Gene Ontology annotation, molecular function: tryptophan-tRNA ligase activity; ATP binding. The record is from RefSeq and is a predicted model, not a curated record. Lineage: Eukaryota; Metazoa; Chordata; Actinopteri; Gymnotiformes; Gymnotidae. Gene Ontology annotation, biological process: tryptophanyl-tRNA aminoacylation. Gene Ontology annotation, cellular component: cytoplasm.